Durio zibethinus is the source of this 781-nucleotide messenger RNA. It is a transcript of the gene POLD4, whose product is annotated as polymerase delta 4. The record is from RefSeq and is a predicted model, not a curated record. Gene Ontology annotation, cellular component: delta DNA polymerase complex. Lineage: Eukaryota; Viridiplantae; Streptophyta; Magnoliopsida; Malvales; Malvaceae. Gene Ontology annotation, biological process: DNA synthesis involved in DNA repair; DNA-templated DNA replication. Gene Ontology annotation, molecular function: DNA-directed DNA polymerase activity.
GAAAAUGAUACUGUUACCCAUGUAUAAAUACUAAAACGCAAGAGGCAAGAAGCAGUCAGGAAAACAAAAUUCGAAAUUUGAAUUUAGACAGAAGCUUUGGAGACAAGAGGAAUCAAGAAUGGCAACAACAUCGAAGAACAUGAAGGGUUUCUACAGGCAGAAGAAGAACAAAGCUGCGGGAGGCAUCACCAAAUCAAAAUCCUCAAAGUCAACCAAAAACCCAUCUCUCAAACACGCCGCUACUUUCGGUUCUGAUAUUACCCAAUCCCCUGCCCUUAUUUCUCAUGGCGGUUCUCUCGAUCUCAAAGAUGAUUUGGAUGAGCAAGAGCAAGUUUUAAGGCUAUUUGAUAUGAACAUGGCAUAUGGACCGUGCCUUGGGAUAACGCGGCUGGCUCGUUGGGAAAGAGCUCAAAGGUUGGGGCUAAGCCCUCCUAAAGAAAUUGAAAAUCUUUUGAAAGGUGGGAAAGUGAAUCUAGAAUGUUUAUUUGAUGGUCGUGUUUAGUUCAUUAGUAGCUAGACCAUGUUUAGGUCAAAUCAAUGUACAGCUUCUUGCUGCGCUUGUUGAAUGUUGGGUGUUUUUGAAUGUUGUCAUGGACCUGGAAAGUUUGUUGGUCUUUAGUGCAGAUGUUUCUGAUUGUGUCGGAAUUUUAUUAAAUUUGCUCUGCCAAGUUACCUCUUGUGGUGGGAGUUAUUUGGCUGUUAACAUUCUAAGCUGUGAUGGUAAGUUUCCUUGGUGUAAUGAAUUCGAUCUUGGAUAAUUACUUGGGGAUUUUCUAGGUAA